This is a messenger RNA of Knipowitschia caucasica, 621 nucleotides long. The record is from the annotation of a GenBank genome assembly. Lineage: Eukaryota; Metazoa; Chordata; Actinopteri; Gobiiformes; Gobiidae.
AUGAAACGUGCUCUGCUCUCUGCACUGACGAUGGUGGCUUUCGUGACCUGUGUUGGUGGAGCCCCCAUAGACUUACCAACAGAUGCCCCAUCAGGAGAGGGCGAUGUGCGACCCCUGGACCUCCUGAGUGACAGUCCAUUGUGGAAGGUCCUGCUGGAUGCUACUCACCGAAACAGGCAAAUGUUUGACAGAGAAUUCUCAUCCAUAAUGGACUAUCUACAUUUGGACAACUUCAACAUUUCCUCUUUUCCUGAGGACUGUCAGAACACAUCAAUAAACAUGGAAGGGUGCCUGAAGAGACUAGUGCGAGGUUUACUGGUUUUUCAAGUUCUUCUGAAACACGUGGAGAGAGAAUACCCCAAAAGUGAGAUCCUGCCUAAGCUCAAGUAUUUCUGCAGACUCUUGACGAGUGCAGCAGGACAAAAGAUGAGAAAUUCAGACAUAAUCCAAACUCUGAGCCAAAGUGAUGAGGACAGUCUGCUGAAGGAAGUGGGUCAUCCAGACACUUUCUACAGAAAAAUGUUUGCUCACAACAUCCUCCGGAAAUUGCAUGAGUUUCUCAGAGAAACCAAAUUCCAAAUCAAAAAGAGAGAGAGGAGGCCUGGAUUUACCUCUUCAUGA